AUGGGGACGCCGGUCGCGGCAGAGGGCAACACUAGGGUGGAGGAAGCCUGCGAGAUGUACACCAGGGCUGCCAACAUGUUCAAGAUCGCCAAAAACUGGAGUGCCGCAGGGAAUGCAUUUUGCCAGGCAGCCAAGCUGCACAUGCAGCUGCAGAGCAAACAUGAUUCGGCCACCAGCUUCGUGGAUGCCGGGAACGCCUACAAAAAAGCUGAUCCCCAAGAGGCCAUCAACUGCUUAAAUGCAGCUAUCGAUAUCUACACGGACAUGGGCCGGUUCACCAUUGCUGCCAAGCACCACAUCACCAUCGCUGAGAUCUAUGAGGCCGAGUUGGUGGACAUUGAGAAGGCGAUUGCACACUAUGAGCAGGCUGCUGACUAUUACAAAGGAGAGGAGUCCAACAGCUCAGCCAACAAGUGUCUGCUGAAGGUGGCUGCCUACGCUGCGCAGCUGGAGCAGUACCAGAAGGCAAUAGAAAUCUAUGAGCAGGUCGGAACGAACACGAUGGAUAAUCCUUUGCUCAAAUACAGUGCUAAAGAGUAUUUCUUCAAAGCGGCUCUGUGCCACUUCAUCGUGGAUGAGCUAAACGCAAAGCUUGCCCUUGAGAAAUAUGAAGAAAUGUUCCCAGCGUUCACAGACUCACGGGAGUGCAAGCUAUUGAAAAAACUGCUGGAAGCUCAUGAGGAGCAGAACAGCGAGGCGUACACUGAGGCAGUUAAAGAAUUCGAUUCGAUAUCGCGGUUGGAUCAGUGGCUCACGACCAUGUUGCUUCGCAUCAAGAAGUCGAUCCAGGGAGAAGGGGACGGGGACCUGAAGUGAAUUGUGCGUGGUGUUUGUGGCAUGCAGCCUCAGUCAUCUGUUCGUGUGUUACCGCCAAGGACCACUAUGGGAUACGUGAUGCAAUAUCUAGCUUUAUUUUGUUGCUUACAAACCUGACAAAUUGUGUGUUUCUUUAGUAUUCCUGCUCUUUGUUGUGACAACAUGGGUAGAUGGGAUGUGAUGCUCUGGGUGGCACUGGCAGGUCUUUCCGAGGUGAAAGCAGCAGAAAUCCCUUCUUGGUUUUGGUAGCUGGGAGCCCAAUGUCUGCACGUGCAGCUACUUUUCUUUCCUGCUCUCCUGUUUUAAGGCUCGGCACCAUUGAUUCCAGCAUGGAAACAUCUGUCUGUGCCAGUGAAGU
Molecule: messenger RNA, 1174 nt
Organism: Chaetura pelagica (chimney swift)
Lineage: Eukaryota; Metazoa; Chordata; Aves; Apodiformes; Apodidae
Gene: NAPB
Product: N-ethylmaleimide-sensitive factor attachment protein, beta
Exons: 13
Coding region: 1-816 (271 amino acids)
Biological process (GO): SNARE complex disassembly; synaptic transmission, glutamatergic; intracellular protein transport
Cellular component (GO): synaptobrevin 2-SNAP-25-syntaxin-1a complex; vacuolar membrane; terminal bouton
Molecular function (GO): soluble NSF attachment protein activity; syntaxin binding
Source: RefSeq, a predicted model, not a curated record